This is a messenger RNA of Microthlaspi erraticum, 1269 nucleotides long. The record is from the annotation of a GenBank genome assembly. Lineage: Eukaryota; Viridiplantae; Streptophyta; Magnoliopsida; Brassicales; Brassicaceae.
AUGAAAAAUGAUAGCUUAAGGGUGGCUAUAGAAGCUUGGAACCAAUGCAACGAGGUUGGUGAAGAAGCUAUGAACAUGGGAAGCCCUCGAAUGGCAGAUUGCUUUGAUCUCGAUUACUCUAGCGUGCCCGCGAAGAUAAUCCAUAAAGUGGACGAAAAAGACAACAAACUCGGGGUACGCAACGGAACAUACGGAGGGAUAAAUGCUGGAGACAAUGAAGAUAUCUAUGCUGCACAAAAGGAAAUAUACUUAGGAAACAAAUGUCAAGUCAUGGACAGUCCAAAUCCAUGGCAGUUUUGGAUGAUAAUGCUAAAGAACGGUAACACGGAUACUUUAGCUGCGAUUUGUCCGGAGAACGGUAAAAAAGCGAAACCUUUUCCUCAGACUGGUAGGUUUCCUUGUUUUGGGAAAGGAUGUAUGAAUAUGCCAUCGAUGCAUCAUGAAUACACAAGAAUUGUCGAUCAAGAAGAACAUAUGAUGAGUGGGAGUUUUUAUGGGACUUGGGAUUUGGAUAGUGACGGUAAAGGAGAUUCCGGUUUGGUUGGUAAUAAUUCGUAUUAUGAGGUGAAAUGGGAGAAGAAGGUUGGAGGAAAUGAGAGUUGGGUUUUUCAUCAUUUGUUGAAGACUUCUUCUAAGUAUCCAUGGUUGAUGCUUUAUCUACGAGCUGAUGCUUCUAGAGGUUUCUCUGGUGGUUAUCAUUAUGAUACUAGAGGGAUGAUGAAGAUGACGCUGAAAUCGCCGAAUUUCAAAGUUACAUUCAAGCUAGAGGUUCUAAAAGGAGGCGGAUCAGGUAGCCAAUUCUAUCUAAUGGACAUGGGAAGCUGCUGGAAAAACGACGGCAGAGACUGCGACGGCGACGUCACCACCGACGUCACAAGGACGGACAAGGAGAAGUUCCCUUACGAAGCGUAUCACUAUUACUGCGUUCCGGGAAACGCGCGUUUCGCGGAGUCUCCAUACGAGGUUUGCGAUCCGUACAGUAAUCCACAACCGCAGGAGAUUCUGCAGAUCUUGCCUCAUCCUGUGUGGGAAGAGUUUGGGUAUCCGACAAAGAAAGGACAAGGUUGGAUCGGAGAUCCAAGAAGUUGGGAACUUGAUGUCGGAAAACUCUCUCAAUCACUCUACUUUUACCAGGAUCCAAAGACGAAACCAGUGGAAAGACAUUGGUCGUCAAUAGAUUUAGGAACUGAAAUAUAUAUGAGCAAGGAUCAAAUUGCAGAAUGGACUGUAACUGAUUUCAACAUUGUUAUACCAACGACCGUUAUGUAA